This is a messenger RNA of Nicotiana attenuata, 1573 nucleotides long. RefSeq names its product GATA transcription factor 19-like. Gene Ontology annotation, biological process: regulation of DNA-templated transcription. The coding region runs from base 201 to 1268 and encodes 355 amino acids. The transcript has 10 exons. Gene Ontology annotation, molecular function: zinc ion binding; sequence-specific DNA binding; protein binding. The record is from RefSeq and is a predicted model, not a curated record. Lineage: Eukaryota; Viridiplantae; Streptophyta; Magnoliopsida; Solanales; Solanaceae.
UUCCUCCCUCCUUAAUUCCUAUCCAUUUUUAGCUAUAAAAAAAAAAGAGCAAAUUACUACGUACUAUUUCUCCAGUUGAGGAUUCUUCGCUUAAUCUGCAAUUCUAAUCAACCUUUCCAGAUUCUGAUAAAAAUUGAUUUUCUUCAACUGAUACAAAUUUAAUUAGGGUUAGGGUUUUUCAUAUGCAGAAGUAUAUAUAAAUGGAAGCGGCAAAUACGAGGGUAAUAGGGUUUGAGGAGGAGUAUAUGAAUGUAGCAAUUCGAGUGGAUGAAUAUGGAGGUGGAGGAUUUGAUGCUGAUGAUAUCAGCGGUGGCUGUGAGAGUAGCGGUACUGAAGAAUUGCAACACGUGUGCUCCUCUGUGCCGCCUCUUGCUGCUAGCCCUGUAGUAGAUACCGACGGCAGAGUUUUAGUGUCUAUGCCUAUGCCCUCGCGGAGGACUAGUGAGCUUACUAUUUCUUUCGAAGGCCAAGUCUAUGUAUUCCCUGCUGUUACUCCUGAUAAGGUGCAAGCAGUACUGCUAUUAUUAGGAGGGUCUGAUAUGGCUAGUUAUGUACCUAGCUCACAUUCUCUUGCCCUGCAAACUAUUAAGAGUGUUGAUAAUGAUGCCCCCACCAGGCCAAAUAUUUCUCGGAGAAUCGCAUCUCUGAUUAGAUUCCGUGAGAAGAGAAAAGAGAGAUGCUUUGAGAAAAAAGUCCGUUACACUUGCCGGAAAGAAGUUGCACAGAGGAUGCAUCGUAAAAAUGGGCAAUUUGCCUCUUUAAAAGAUGGUGAAAAGACGUAUGCUGGCAAUAUUGAUUCUGGUGACAGCAUUCCUCAUCCUGAACCUACACUAAGAAGAUGUCAACACUGUGGUAUUAGUGAAAGUGAGACACCUGCAAUGCGGCGGGGCCCAUCAGGCCCUAGAACCCUCUGCAAUGCCUGUGGGCUUAUGUGGGCGAACAAGGGUAUGUUAAGAGAUAUUACAAAGGGAGGGAGACGUACACCCUUUGACAAAAGUGAGCCAAGAACUCCUGAUAUCAAGUUGUCUACCGUUGCACCUGAGAAUUCUUACCAGAAGCAGUAUCAAGAGGAUAUGCAAGAAGCUUCUAAAAACUUUGUUGAUAAUUCUCCUGUUGGUAUUGGAAGUUCUUCGGCUGACAUUGAUGAAGAGCAGGAUAAUCUCGACGAACUUGCAAAUGCUUCUGGUACUGAAUUUGAGAUUCCUGCAAGCUUUGAUGAACAGAUUGGAAUUGAUUCACAUAUGGGUGCUGACUGGCCUGGGACAUGACAUACAUGGUUCCAAGUUGACACAGAGCAUGAAGAUUCCGAAUAAUAUUACUGUUACCUUAAAAUUUGUAAAGCGUCUGUCAAUAUAACCAAGACCUCACUUGUGUAUGUUAGGAGUUAGGAGUUAGGAGUUAGGACUUGGGAGUUAGGGGAUAUUUGUAUAUUAGUAUAUACUUUGGUUGAUACAUGUCGUAGAAUUUCUCGAAUUUAGUUUUUCUUCUGGCCUCUUUCUCUUAUUGUUAGACUUCAGAAAAGAUAUAAGGGAAAGAAAGACGAAGAAUUGCUAAAAAGAAGGGUUGCUUAGUU